AUGAACAAAGUUUUGAAAUCUCAUAAACACAACAUCUCCGAUAUAAAUGAACUUCAAACUUCUUUAGACAGUAAAGCUGACAAGAACCAUACACAUAAAUCCUUCACUACUGUUAGAGCAGACGACAUAAUAUUGAACUUUGACCUUGGUUCAAGUGCACCAUUAGAAAAUCCAAGUACAAGCGUAAAAGAUACUCUUAACAAUUUAGAUAACAGUUGCAGGAACAUUGAAAGUCAUGCCAGAAACUUUGAAGCAUAUGAACUACCAACAAUGUUAGAUAAGAAAGCAGACAAGAACCAUACACAUAAAUCCUUCACUACUGUUAGAGCAGACGACAUAAUAUUGAACUUUGACCUUGGUUCAAGUGCACCAUUAGAGAAUCCAAGCACAAGCGUAAAAGAUACUCUUAACAAUUUAGAUAAGAGUUGCAGGAAUACCGAAGAUCAUGCCAGAAACUUUGAAGCAUAUGAACUACCAGCAAUGUUAGAUAAGAAAGCUGACAAAACUUAUGUGGAUGCAGAACUAACAAAGAAAUUUUCGAAACCAGAUACAAUGACAUUUACAACAGAAAUUAUAAAUGGUGAACCAUCAACUCCAUUUGAAUUUGUUAGAGGUCUUCAACCAGAUACUUUUGAAUUUUUCUUGGAUAAUUCUAUUGAACUAACAUUACAUUAUAAAAGUGGAACAAAUGCAACAUUUCAUCCGGGAGAUACAUUCCAAAUGGUAUUUAAUGACAUAAGUUCUUUAGAAUAUGUUUAUAGAGUUAUGAGCAUAUAUGAUUUAAUAUAUCCUAUAGGAGCUGUUUAUACGUCUAUGAAUCCAAUAAAUCCAAACACUUUAUUUGGUGGUAGAUGGUAUGAAAUAGUUGACAGUUUUCCAUUCUACACUAAUACGCAGUCAAUGAAGAUGGGAGGUUCAAAGAAAAUAGGUAUUGAAAACCUUCCUUCACAUAUGCAUAGGUUCAGUGGAAGAACAUCUGUGGAAGGAAACCAUUCACAUUCAAUAACAAAAAGAGGUUAUACAAAUCUUGCAGCGG
Molecule: messenger RNA, 1036 nt
Organism: Trichomonas vaginalis G3
Lineage: Eukaryota; Parabasalia; Trichomonadida; Trichomonadidae
Product: keratin-associated protein family
Exons: 1
Source: RefSeq, a predicted model, not a curated record